This is a messenger RNA of Astyanax mexicanus (Mexican tetra), 3018 nucleotides long. It is a transcript of the gene nucks1b, whose product is annotated as nuclear casein kinase and cyclin-dependent kinase substrate 1b. Lineage: Eukaryota; Metazoa; Chordata; Actinopteri; Characiformes; Acestrorhamphidae. The record is from RefSeq and is a predicted model, not a curated record. Gene Ontology annotation, cellular component: cytoplasm. The transcript is spliced from 8 exons. Gene Ontology annotation, biological process: interstrand cross-link repair; double-strand break repair via homologous recombination. Gene Ontology annotation, molecular function: single-stranded DNA binding; double-stranded DNA binding. Bases 465 to 1346 code for a protein of 293 amino acids.
CCUGGCUGCCACAGGCCAGGCGCUAUGCUGUCAGUAGCAGCUAGCUUAGCUUGUUAGCCACCAUUCGUCGAUAGGCACAGCCAGGUCGAUUCCGCCUCGACUCAGUCAAAACCAUUUCUGUUGGCACGCCUCCUGUUUGAAUGCACUUAGGACGGCGAGAAAAUCACACCACAGUCUAAUACAGCUAGGGCUGCUGUUAGCCAAGCAAGUUAACCUAGCUAACUAUUUAGCUUGCUUAGCCUCCAGCUACGGCAACAGCUCAUCAUUACGGAGCGGUCCAGCGAGACAGACACCAGGCUGAGCUGCGAAGGGCAAAGCGCGCCGCUUUACGGAGCUACACAGCUAACUAUCCAGCUAGUGGCCGUCUUGUGUAACCAAAGCCGCCGCCGCCAAUAUUCUGCAGCGUUACAGCUAGCAGCUAGAGCGAUAUAAACAAGUAGAAGUUACGGAUUCGCAGCUGCACAAUGGCAAGACCUUCGAGGAACAAGAGAGUGGUUGACUAUGCACAGUUUCAAGAGUCUGAUGAGGCUGAUGAGGAAUAUGAAGGAGAUUCCAACAAACCCAAGAAAGCAGUGAAGCACAGUGAUGAGUCCCGAGUCACAGAUCACAAGAAGGAUUUGAGUGAUGAUGACCAUGACUACGGUGAGGAGGAGGAGGAUGAUGAUGGUGGGGACAGUGACUAUGAGGCUAAAAAGACUACUAAGGGACGGCAGACGACUGCUAAAAGGAAAAGAGCUGAAGCUACCAGUGAUGAGGAGAAAGUUGUGAAAAAGAAGGGCAGGCAGGUCCGUCAAGCUGCCAGUAAAGCAGUUUCCAAACAGAGGGAGAUUCUUCUUGGAGAUGGAGGCAGUGAGGAAGAGGAGGGGGAGAAAGGAGAACGGGAAGAGGACAGUGAUGCUUAUACAGGAGAUUCAGGCAGCGAUGAAGACUUCAUGGUUGAAGAUGAUGACGAUGACAGUGAUUAUGGUCGACCCAAAAGGAGGAAUUCGAAAGUCAGCAGGAGGAGGAGCAAAGACAAGAAGUCCUCAAAGCCCAGGAUAAGAACUUCAGUAAGCAGAGGGCCACGGAAGAAGCGAGGGAAGCGCCAGAUAAAGGCGAAGAGAGUCUUGUCCAAGAAGAUUGUGCCUAAGGAUGAGGACGAAGACAUCGAGAGCCCCCAGGAGGAAGAGGAGAAGGGGAAAGAUGAAAAGAAGAAAGAUUCACCCCCAGCUAAGAAAGCAGAGGAGAGCGGCGGAGAGGCUGAGGACAACAACAACGGCGAGGAGAAGGAGAGUAAGGAGAGCGAGAAAGAGAAAGAUGAAAAGGACGAUGUAUCCGAGGAGGAUGCUCCAUCAGGUGAAGACUGAGCUUCUUCUACCUGAUUGGGGAAAAUGUUUUACCUGUUUUUUGUGGAACAGUGGAAUGUAUAUUCCACCGUGCUCCGGGUGUUUUGGAUGUUUGUUGAUUUCUUUCAUCUUGUAAAUACAAUAUUUCAGAAGAACUUUCUGUGAAGUAUCAUCCACACUAUUCUAAAACAGUAUCAUUUAAUUCAAGUACCCCUGUCGCCUUCUCCACCUCUUUUCAUAUAGUUACCUAUAUUAAUAUUGCUCAUUGUCUCAACUCUAGCAUUUGUAGAUCUUUUUGCUAGGUCAUCUUUAUUAGAUUUCUUCUACUAUCUACAAAACGAGGGGGGAACAAAUCAAAUGACUAUCAAGACUAUAUUUUGGUCAAAGCUGAAAUUUAUAUUUACAGUAAUUUUGUUGAAGAUCCAACACCUCCGUUAAGAGAUUGCAACGCAGAAUCUUCACCAUUUAAAUAUUAGGAGGAUUAUUAGUAUUUAUAUCUGUCCUUCUAGGAACACUGCUAUUUCCAGCUGUGUUCUGAAACAAACUAUAAUGACAAGACAUGGUGAAUUACUGCCAUACGAUAAGCGGUUAUUAUAGCUCAUCCCUGUAUAAUAAAGCUUCUGAUCUAUCUGUAAAACACUUUGAUCUUGAUCAUAUCUGUGCUGUAAGGACAGUGAACAGAUUUGUGACUCAUUUUUCUGACUCAGUGAAUGUGUGCUUAAGAUUUAUUGUCCUUGAGCUGCUCAGUGGACUCAUUUCAUUUGCCCAGUUCCAGUGAUACAAGUGUAUGUAAAGUUCCCAAGCCAUUAGCCUUAGUUUUUCCACUUUAUCUGACAUUAAUUGUUAGUCCAGGGUUUUUUCAACGGAAGGCUAGAUUCACUUUUUGCUCCGAACACAUGUCCAAAGGUUUCAGAUUAUUGUCCUGCAGUGUAAACACUGCAUCUGUGCAGUUCCCAAUUAGAUCACACCACCACAAACCAGUCGAGUUGAGUAAACUCGGCACCAGAUUACAGAUUCCGAAUAGUAGCAAAAAGAUGAAGCGCUGGAAACAAGUGGAAAAAUCUGGAUCACCGUGAACAGUUUUCUUAACAGUUUGGAUAGUGUUAUUAUACAUGACUACAUGUACGACAUACGUGCUUUUAUUCUUUUUUAACGGUUUUUGAUUUGAGCAUUUCUGCAGCUUCAACGUGGCCUACGAUUGCAUUUUGUUAUGGCAGUGAUAAAUCUCUUCGUCAUGGGAUGGUAUAUUCUUACUUGUGUGUGUCGCGUGUUCUGUUUAGACGGUAUGACAGAAAAAGGUAGCGUGUGAACUGAUGUGGGUGUUUUGAAGUGUUGUUAGCCUUUCUCAGAAGGUCUGAGGUCUGAAGCCAGCUAGUGAAAACCUUAUUAUUGACUUUGUGAUGCUUCAUAUGUGUAUUUUUUAAGUAUUUUGAUGCUUCUAGAUGCCUUUCAAUUAAACUGUCUGUUGAGCCAGCUGAGUGCUCAAACAGAACGUAAUUCAGUGCACACCAUCCAGAGCUUUCUCAGCAUCUUUUGUCUAUAUUUACAUGGCUCCUAUCUUUGUCCUAAUAUGUAGCCUUUCGAUCUAUAUCAUAAUUUAUCUAAAACAACUUUGUUUUAAUUAAGCUAUUCUGAUUUUUUGGAAUAUUUGUUUUACAAGGAAAAAAAUAAAAUGUAUCUUGCCUUUAAAGAA